AGAGAGAGAGAGAGAGAGAGAGAGAGAGAGAGAGAGAGAGAAAUCGAACGACGAAAGAACGACGUUAUGCUACCUGAACCCGAAGAUCUUCCAGCUUCGAGAGACAACGCAAGUUCGAGUCGCCAGGAUAUCUGAUAACAAAGUUGCAGAACCUGAAGAACGCAAAGACUGGAUCAAAUUAGCAAACAGGCAGGCAGACAGGAGGAAGGAAUAAACAAGCAGAGUUCGGUGAAAAUGGUAACGUGAAGAGACGGCGGAGAAGAAGGGAAGCGCAAUCGGGACGAAGCGGUGGACGAAUCGUAAGGCUGAACGAUGGAAAUGAACUCGACGACGACCACAAUCAUUCCCGGUUACUACAAUGCUGGCAGAUCCAUCGGCAACGACAGCCCAUACGAGUGCGAUCAGGAGGUCAACACAUACGGCCUGUCCGACUUCAUUAUCUACGGCGUGCUCAUCAACCUGAUAGGUCUCUUCGGGAUCCUCGGCAACACGAUCUCGAUGAUUAUCCUGUCGCGGCCGCAGAUGAAAUCGUCCAUCAAUUAUCUGCUGAUCGGACUGGCCAGAUGCGAUACUGUGCUGAUCAUCGUCGCAAUGCUGAUCUACGGACUGCCGGCGAUCUACACGUACACGGGUCUACUGUUCCACUACAAGUUCAUCGUCUACCCGAAGAUUAUCAAGUUCCUGUACCCGUUCUCCUGCAUGGCGCAGAUUGUGACGGUGUACCUGACGCUGACGGUGACCGUGGAGAGAUACAUCGCGGUCUGCCAUCCGCUGAAAGCCAGAUCGUUUUGCACUUACGGACGAGCGCAGGUGGCGGUGUUGGUUAUAGUGGUCUUUGCCUUUCUCUACAAUUUACCGAAGUUCUGGGAAAUCGAAGUGUACGUCGAGAUACAUUGGAAGUACAACGUCACUGUGUACUGCAUCACGCCGACCGAGAUGAGGAGCAACGAGUAUUACGUCACCCUGUACAUACACUGGUUGUAUUUCUUCGUGUACUACAUGUUCCCGUUCAUCGCGCUGGUGAUCUUCAAUACGGCCAUUUAUCGACGGGUCAGGAAAGCGAACAAGGACCUGCAGCAACUGUCGCGUCACCAGCGCCGCGAGAUCGGCCUGGCGACGAUGCUACUGUGCGUGGUGGUGGUCUUCCUGAUUUGCAACAUCCUGCCGUUGGCCUCGAAUAUCCACGAGACGUUCAUCGAGGACCCGCCGCGAUGGAUGGUACAGAUCGGCAAUCUCCUGGUGACCAUCAACAGCAGCAUCAACUUUAUCAUCUAUGUGAUCUUCGGUCGCAAGUUCAAGAGGACGUUUCUUAAGCUCUUUUGCUCGGCGCGGCUGCACGGUCCUAACCGAGACAGUCCGGAGUUCCAGACAUACGAUGAGUCCAUCGUCACCAACACGACCAAUAUCGAGCUGAGGAACUCGGUCAGGCAACUCGGUCAUCUCAACCGUAGUAACACCAUCAAUCGAAACAACAACUUGAUCCAUGGUAACGUCCACGUUUCCAACGGCAGCACCAGGCAAAGCAUCAAGCUUUCCAGACCGGCCAGUUCCGGGCCCUGCGUUUAUUAUCCGACAAAGAGCCCAGCGAGAAGUCCCAGUCAGAUGUCCAGGGCGUCGAGCGGCCAGAACGGCUGGAACAGCAAAAAGGAGAACGACGACUCCACGCUGUAGCGAGGACUGACUGUUCCAUUUAUGUCGUUAUCCAAUCAGAAGUUGGUCAGUAGGGCGCUCCGGUCAAAUGUUGUUUUCCUUGGAUCGAUUGAAGAUGGUGAAGCAGAAGGGUAACUCGACGCGAUAGCUGUUAUCGUUCCAGACAUUCAUCCUUCUAGAAGAUGUCAGCCAAGUGUUUCGAUCGGCUUCCUUAUCAGUCGAAGAAUCGCGAGAUGAGGAGGAAAACGACAGACCUAUGUUGUAUCCUGCGGAUAACGUCGUUUCUCGCGUUCUUGAUCUUGCGUUUCUCGACGAGCGAUCCAUCCGGAGAUGUUGCUGAAGUGGGUAAUAUAAGCGUAACGACGAUGGAAAAUGUCCGUCGCGGGCCGUCGUAGUUCGAUGUUUCUUCUUGGAUUCAUCGUCCAACCGGGAUUCCUAUCGAGACGUCGUCUGGUCGGGUCGAGCAGCGCAGGCGAGAGAUGGACCAUUCCACGCCACACGGUGGACGACUGACGUGUGGACGUUCCUUAUUUUCAUUACUCAAGCAAGAGUCCUGCCAAGAAUCCUAGUAUCGGCUGUCAAGAACAGAUCCGCAGGGUGGAGCAGGUGGAAGACGAAGAACGGCGUUGUAUAGUACGUUCUAUAUUGACUUUCUCCGUGUAUAUCCUUCGUCCUGGAGAACUCUCUUAUAGCAGCCUCAAUGAAAUGUCCACUAAUCAGGAUAGGAUAGGAAUGGAUAGUAGAAAGAGGACGAGGGCGAUUUCGCGCCGCGGUGGACAGCGGAUAUUAUUGUUCCCCCGGGAGAAGCUCGAACCAAUCCACCCUCUCGUGCUCGGACGCUGUAAUCCCACGGGAUAGCGCGACUUCGAUAUAAGAAAAUGGGUCGUUAAGGGUAAUAUCUCUUGUAGGUUCGGUACCGUGAAAGACCAUCUUAUAGGAGGACCGAGUAACUCUGCGUCUCCUGCAGCGAUAAUCUUUCGAGCGGAAGUUCCCCGCUCGCCUUGGGACGAUCCAGUUUUAAACGUUGUGUGAGGAGACAUCGCUGCUGAGAUCUUGAUGUCGCGUCUUGAACUCCCUCGUCCGCCGAAUGGGGAGUUCUGUUUGAUUGUCAGAAUUACGCUAAUUGCUGAUUCGAUAGGUUUAAGCAAUAGAAAACUUCCUUUCUUCGUGAUAAAAGACUGGUGUCAAUAGAAUAAGCUCUGCCGCGUCUUUCGAGAGCUUUUUCCAUUGAUCAAAGCUCUCUUCGUUUCUCGCAACCUAUAUCCUCUUCCACAUUCUCGCAAACAAAGGAUCCAAGACUCACGCAUGGGUGCAUGUUGAGAUAAAGAAAUUAUAUAUAUAUAUAUAUAUAUAUGUACACUGUAAACAAAGUGCAGGUUAACAAAGUGCUUUCACGAUCGGAAGCUCCGCUUCGCGAGGAAAGUGUUGCACAAAGGAGAAGUUAAGAGGGAAUCCGCUAACUCAGAACGAAGCGGAGAGGUUUCGCGAACUUCUGCAGGGAGAUCGAGUCGGUCACGUACUUAGUUCUCCCGAGAAAAUAAAUCGGAUUUCGUCCAAGUCAAAAGUACAAGAACGAAAGGCGCGACAUUCCCUCGAGAGGACUUCCAUCUCGGCUGUAAAGGACGGAAGUCCCCUCCUACCUUCUCCGAUUCUCGCUCCGUGAAGCUCGGAGCAAUAUUCAUUAGCCAACAAUUGAGUGCUGUGUGUGAUCGCGCAACUAUGCGAAUAACGAACUUCCGGAUGAUGUAAAGGAUGUCGGUAUUAUCUUCGAGAUGUCCGUUGACAAAUUUUUCAACAUAAUUUCAUGCUCAGACAAAAAUCCAAUUAGUUAUUAUCGACGUAUUUUUCUAAAUUUUGGUUCGUAGACUCGAAGAGAUCGACAUUGUACAUAUAUCUCCUUUUAUCUAGAAAUAUAAAUUCGAAAAGGAAAACUAUAUAAAUUGCAUAAUGAAAUGGAACGUAGGUAUUAUUAUCCUCGAUGUGCUCUCGAAAUAUAAAUGUAAAAUGUAUCGAAUAUAUCACGAAUAGCAUGUAAUACCCGCACCGAACAGACAACGUUCUCACCCAUACGCGAGCAACUGAGUAUAUAUUAAAAAAAUGUAUAUGUAUAUUAAAAAGGAAAGAAAAUUAUUUAAUAGCUAGGCAUUAAUCUAAGGAUUGUAAAUAUAUUUCUAUCUCCUUAUAUUACCGAUACUCUCAUGUCGGAAACUAUAUUGACUUUUAAAUACAUCUUUUCUCUUAUUGCGACAAUUAUUUAUUUAUAGCUUGUAUAACGCUCCCUACUGAGGGAUUACUGCGACAACGCGAAACUAGAAGCAAAGCUCCGAUCCGGCGUUUGUAUCAUAAUCCAAGAUAAUUGUAAGAUAUUAUGAUUUAUCUUUACGAUUUUCUCCGAUAUAAAGAUAUUCUUGCUAACGAAAGAAACGAAGGAGAAAUCAAAUUUAAGUACAGAGGGAAACAAAACGCUCUCGUAGCUAUACGACAAGAGAUUCACCAUUCUAGUCAUGGAAUUUCUAUCGAUCCAGUAAAUAUAUUCAUAUACUUAAUAUGACAAUGACGAUCUGUAUAUAAUGUGCGAUUCUACCAUCUCGUGAACGCGCUGUCUGUCAUAUCUUACCGCUAUCUCGAUAUACUUGUAAAUACAAUUUAGGAAUCAUCAAUUAAUAAUAAUCAAUGGCUGGGAAAAAAGGCGCUAAUUCGAUUACUUUUGACCCUUUUUUUAUAUUGCGGGAAAUAGAUAAAGCAAAAAGAAUCAGCAAACAUCUAUUCCGUAGAAUUCUCUCUCUAAACUUUGAAAUGAAAUACUUAUUAAAUAUUCCCCAACUUUCUGUUUAGAUCUAUUUAGCCAAAAAAUAGACACAAUCUGUAAAUAAGAAUUGAGGUAAGUUGUUUGCAAGUCUUAGUUAAGUUUUAGUCUUUUUUAAUGUAGCAGAAUAUUUUCAGAAUUAGGACUUCAUUCCAGCCAACAUCUCUAUUCCAUCGCUGUCAAAGCAUAUCGUACAAAUCCGUUCCUCAUAAAUUAAUAGAGAUCUAAUUUAAUUGAAGAUAGCUAGAGAAAUAUAUUUCACCACCUAUGUAAAUGUACCUCUUUUCCAUUCAAAUGUGCUUUAAAUAAAUUUUAUUGUAUAUAAAAUAAAUUUAAGCCAACACACAAACACUACCAAGCAAAUAACUUAACUUCCUUGUGAUGAAACACAACUAUCACUCUUAUAUGUACUCAGUAUUCAGCGUAGUGAGCCAUGGAUAGUAUAGUGAAACCUUAUAACAGAGAAUCAAUUCCAUAUUUAAGACUGUCGACUUACUGUACUUUUCUAAAUCCUUGAAUAAAGUACAAUAAUAAAUAGUA
This is a messenger RNA of Harpegnathos saltator (Jerdon's jumping ant), 4996 nucleotides long. It is a transcript of the gene FMRFaR, whose product is annotated as FMRFamide Receptor. The transcript is spliced from 5 exons. Gene Ontology annotation, cellular component: membrane. The record is from RefSeq and is a predicted model, not a curated record. Gene Ontology annotation, molecular function: G protein-coupled receptor activity. Gene Ontology annotation, biological process: G protein-coupled receptor signaling pathway. NCBI's taxonomy places the organism in Eukaryota, Metazoa, Arthropoda, Insecta, Hymenoptera, Formicidae. The coding region runs from base 313 to 1671 and encodes 452 amino acids.